Messenger RNA from Schistosoma turkestanicum, 1934 nucleotides. The record is from the annotation of a GenBank genome assembly. Lineage: Eukaryota; Metazoa; Platyhelminthes; Trematoda; Strigeidida; Schistosomatidae.
UUCUAUCGUACUUUUCGAGGAUCACGUGAAGACGAUGAGUUGAGAAGCCUAACAAUUAAAACAUCUGAUCCACGUUACAUAUAUGAAACAAACCUACUCAUUCGAAUCACGGGACAUACAAACUAAUAAACAAGUGCGAACUGACUGGAAUUAGGCGGUCGAAUGGUAGGACCAUCACCCAUUGAACACUAUUAAACACUUGGAACCGUACCGAAAGAACAAAAAUCGACUGCAAAGAAAUCAAUUGGUUUAUACUAGUUCGUGAAGAAGAUAUUGGAUAUUGGAUUUGUUUGAACAACUCAUUUUUGUAACUAGGACUACUGGCGACUAGUUUCGUUCAUUCAAGAUGAGAGUGUCGAUCGUGCCCUUGCUUUUCUUUCUUUAUUCCUUAGUUGAAGCUGAUGAACUUCCUGCCACUCCUAAGACUUGUCAAGAGUUUUGCAUCGCUAAAUUUGACGGAAGUGAAGAAGAUGCUUGUUCCAGGGGUUGUAUACUUUCAAACUUAAAUUCAGUAUCAAAAGCGUUCACAUGUGAAGAAUCUUGUUCUGAUGCUUACAAAUCGGAUACGAAAUUAGUUGCUGCUUGCAAAGUGGGUUGUGGUGCAACUCCGGGUCGCACAUCUAUAACACUUGGGUUCCUACCAGUUCAAAAUCCUUUCAGAUUCUUUAGCGGCUUCUUCGACAGCAUUCGUAGUUUGUUGGGAGGUGUGGAUAAUGGUUCGGAAGUCAAUGUGGAUACUAAAGCCAAUAAAGUAGAAGGCGACACCGAUUCAGAUUCUGGUAAUCGCGUGGUCAUAUCGCAUGUUCGCAUUUUCCAUAAAUUUUCUCCAUUUGGUGAACGUGAAAAUCCACUGGAGUCACCAUUCAAUUUGAAGCCAAUCUUUAGUGUGCGCGAAAUUAUUCCACAGGAUGAUGAUGAUGAUUAUUUCAAAGCUGGGAAGGACGGAAAUCGAAAUGUUAUCCGUGUGCAUACCAUCGGUGAUGAUGAACACCAACCUGCUUUUGUCGGAAAAGCUACUUACUUCUUCCGUCAUAUUAUGUUCCGACCACUUUUAUUACCACUGCUUAUUGCAUUGCUGAUUGUGAUAUUAUUAUUAAUGGUAAAGUUAACUAUUCAUGCCUGUCGUGUUCGUGAACAUCGCCACAUAGAGUAUUCUCGUUUGCCAACGUAUGUUGAAGCGAUGAAUGUAAAGGUUCCACUUUAUGAAGAAGUGUUGAAAUGUGAAAAAUCACCUGAAAAAGGCCCAAUAGAUGCCUAAUCUUCAUAAAUCAUUUCUGAAUAUUUUCACUUUUUCAGUAAUUGUGAUAAACACAUUAUUCUUUUGUCAUUACUGUAACAGUCACUUGCUCAUAAAUGCACUGUAAGAACUACUCUACUCAAGUUAUUAUGUCUUGUCAUUUUUCCCGUUAUUUUGACCGCUUUUUAUUGUGUUCAUUUGGUCUAUUAAUAGUGUGUCUGUCACUCCUUAAAAACAACUAAGGCAAACAAUAGACUGGAAUAUGUUUGUGAUUUUUUUUUUUCGGCGGAAAGUUUUUAAUGGACCAAAUUAUCUCUUUAUUAUUUGUCUUAUUGCUCUCAUUAAUAUCUGUCAUAUCUAUUGGACCUUUAUUUGAUUGUGUUAUUUUCACAAACUGUUCCUUGUUAUCGUUGCUUUAAUAAAUAUCUUAUCAAAAUGUUGUAUUUUCCAUUGGAAGCGGUUAGCGAUUGAGAUGUGAUUUUUUUUUUGUGUUAUCAUUUAUGUAUUAAUGCUCACUCAUUUGAAUUUAUCAUAAUCAGUUUGGUUGAGGGGCGAGAAUUAUACACAAAGGAGACAGAUCAAUCAUUUUUGGUGAUAGAAAAAAAUUUCUCAUUAGAUUUUUUGUGUUUCAUAUCCAUAUUUUAGUUGUAGUUUGUAGUCAAGACUUGUUGUUGCUAAAUAGAUGGGAUUACGAAUU